AUGGCGUCUUCCGAAUCCGCUCCCGCCGUCGCCAUGGUCACCAUCAAGGCGAACUACGACGGUGAGCAUCAUCGCUUUAAGCUCCCUCUUCGCGAUAUGGUUCCUGCUGUUUUUGAAGACAAGGUUCGACGUGCUCUCCGAAUCACAGUGGAUCAAGUCUGCAUUAUCGAACGCUACUCCGAUUCGGCUUCAGCUUUCCUUAUUCUGGACCGUGCCAACAUUUCCGUCUACAAGCAGCUUUAUCGCGCUGCCAAGGCCAAGUCCAAGUUGAAGAUUCGAGUCACCAUGAUCCAGACUACUGUACAGCAGCCCUCUGUGAUCGAGGAGCCCCUCACAAUUACUACCGCCGAGCCGGCCCAGCAGCCGCAGGAAUUCGCCACUUCCCCCAUCAAUCACACUGCCGAUCGCUCCGUCAUGACCGAUCCCUACUUGCGAAGCAUGGCGCCUCCCGUGUGUCCCUACGCUGGUUCCACCCUGGAGUAUCGAGUCUGCUGCAACAGCUGUGAACGCACCAUUCCUGACGUCCACUACCACUGCAACAAGUGCGACGAUGACGACUUUGAUCUUUGCCUAGCUUGUGUGGAGAGUGGAAUCACCUGCUACAGCCCCGAUCACUGGUUGAUCAAGCGAUUCAAGAAGGAUGGCGUGUUCGUGAGCAGCACCACCGAGACUCUUGCCCCAAGCAAGCUCGUCAAGAAGGAGUCUGAGCCGCCUGCCGCCCAGCCUGUGGCCGAGAAGACCGCUGUUCCCGUCAUUCCCGCCCCAAAGACGGAGGCCGUACCCGUGCCCGUACCCCAGGCUAUGUAUAGGACGUGCAACUCAUGCGUGCGAGAACGUCCCGAGCAUGUCUUCGUCCAUUGCACCACCUGCUACGACUUUGAUCUUUGCUCCACCUGCUUCUCCCUGGAUGCCCAUGGGCACCAUCCCAAGCACGAAUUCAAGCCCGCCGUGGAGAAUGCGCGCCUCUCCGACGCAGUCGUUGCUAAGCUCGGCGCGGGUCGCAACCUAACCCAUCACGCCAUCUGUGACAAGUGUGAUAAGUUCAUCCGGGGAGUUCGUCACAAGUGCCUUGACUGCCCUGAUUGGGACUACUGCGGCGAGUGCAUCAAGGACGCCUCGACUGACCAUGCCGGCCACCGCUUCGCUCCCAUCUACGAGUCGCUCACCCAUACUGGGCCCAUGCGCUCGAGCUUCCACCCUAUUCAUGAGGGCAUCUGCUGCGAUGGCCCCUCUGCGAGUCCAACCCUAUCCACUACCGGCGUCGACAGGAACGGAAAGGAGCUUCCCAUGAUGGGCGAUGCCAUCUCCCCGCCGACCACUAGGCUUUCAAGCAACGCUACAUCUCGGCGUGAGCCCACCAUCUCGAGCCCCCGCGCCGUGAUUAAUGUGGAGCCCUCGGAGCCCGAGCCUGCUCCGGCUGCUCACCAAGAAAAGGCUAUCGUGAAGGAGGUACAAGGGUCGGAACAAGCAGAAAAGGCUCAAGAGACGCCCGCCAAGCCCGAGCGCACCCCUGAAAAGCUUGACUCGACCUGGGUCCUUCGCAACUCGGGCGACGUCGCGUGGCCCGCCGGCUGCGCCGUCAAGUUUGUCGGCGGUGACUAUAUGGGCCACGUGGACUCGAACCACCCGGCCGGUAUCUCGGAGCUAGUUUCGGCAUCCGAGUCUACUGUCUGCUAUGACACCCUGGAGCCCGGCAAGGAUUAUCCCUUCACCGUCCGGGCCCCUGUGUCGCAAGAGUCCCAACCUGCCGCUUUCCACAAGCAGGAGACCAGGCAGCCCGAACCCGUUGUUGACAGCAGCCAAGUGGUUUUCCCUAAGCUCGACAAGGAAUCGCCCGUCUCUAGCAUACACCAAGAAUCGAACAAGGAGGCGGAAUCGGAAGAGCAGGCGCCGCUCAGCCCUCGGGAGGUCGAAUUCGACGACCUGGAGGGCGAAGUUUGGGAUGGGUCGGACGAGGGAUUCUUGACCGACGAAGAGUAUGACAUCCUUGACGCAUCCGAUGAGGAAUACCACGAGGAUCAGAAGCAGAAGGCGCUUCUCAGGAGAUAA
This is a messenger RNA of Parascedosporium putredinis, 2049 nucleotides long. The record is from the annotation of a GenBank genome assembly. NCBI's taxonomy places the organism in Eukaryota, Fungi, Ascomycota, Sordariomycetes, Microascales, Microascaceae.